Messenger RNA from Triticum dicoccoides, 2949 nucleotides. RefSeq names its product disease resistance protein Pik-2-like. The record is from RefSeq and is a predicted model, not a curated record. The coding region runs from base 179 to 2839 and encodes 886 amino acids. Gene Ontology annotation, molecular function: ADP binding. Gene Ontology annotation, biological process: defense response to other organism. The transcript is spliced from 2 exons. Lineage: Eukaryota; Viridiplantae; Streptophyta; Magnoliopsida; Poales; Poaceae.
CCUAUAGCAGCACUGUGGUUUGCCUGUUUGGUAGCAAGAAAACAGCACUGCAACCUUGCAUUUCUUUCUGCUCCCAGUCCUUCGUCCUCAACAUCCACCUAGUGUGAGCUCAAGUUUGUGAGAGUCUUCCACAAAGAAAGGGAGAAAGUGUUCUGUGAGGAACCAGCGAGAGCCGGAGAUGGCCGAGACGGUGGUCAGCAUGGCGAGGUCCAUGCUGGGGGGCGCCAUCAGCAAGGCCGCCUCUGCCGCGGCCGCCGAGCUGAGCUUGGUGAUGGGUGUGCAGAAGGAUAUCUGGUUCAUCAAGGACGAACUGAAGACGAUGCAAGCGUUCUUGGCAGCCGCUGAAGCAACGAAGAACAGAGACAUGCUGCUGAAGGUGUGGGCAGAGCAAGUAAGGGACCUGUCCUACAAUAUAGAAGAUUGCCUUGAUGAAUUUAUGGUUCAUGUGAGGAGCCAAAGCCUAACAAAACGGCUGAUGAAGCUCAAAGAUCGUCGUCGGAUUGCUAUCCAAAUUCGCAACCUGAAAGCAAGAGUUGAAGAAGUGAGCAGCAGGAAUGCACGCUACAACUUGAUCAAGACAGAGGCAUCAACGACCAGUGACAAGGAGGUUUCUUACAUAGAAGAUGUACGUAAUCACUCAGCAAGCAACAUUGAUGAAGCAGAACUUGUGGGCUUUACAAAGCCUAGGGAGGAGUUGAUAAAGCUGAUGGAUGUCAACACUAGAGAUGGUGAUGCCAAAGUUAUAUGUGUCGUUGGUAUGGGUGGUUUAGGCAAGACUACUCUUGCAAGAAAAAUUUAUGAAAGUAAGGAAGAUAUUGUGAAGAAUUUUUCUUGUUGUGCUUGGAUCACAGUUUCACAGUCAUUUUUCAAGAUAGAAAUGCUCAAGGAUAUGAUCAGGCAACUUCUGGGUGGAGAUUCACUGAAGAAAUUGUUGAAAGAACUUGAAGGGAAGGUGGUGCAAGUAAAGGACCUCGCCGAGUACCUCAAUCAAGAGAUUAAAGAUAAGAGGUACCUUAUUAUUCUUGAUGACUUGUGGACCAUAGAUGCAUGGAGGUGGAUUAAAGAUAUUGUUUUUCCUAAUAGUAACAAGAAAGGUAGUCGGAUAAUAGUAACAACACGUGAUGUUGGCUUAGCAAAGGAAUGUACUCUUGAGUCCCUUAUCUACCACCUUAAAGCCUUAGAAGUAGUCGAAGCCACAACUUUGCUACUAAAAAAGAGUAGGAAAAUAUAUGAAGACAUGGACAAAGAUGAAAACUUCAAGAGCAUAGUUGAAAAACUAGUUAAAAAGUGUGGUUGUCUACCACUAGCCAUACUCACAAUUGGAGGGAUUCUUGCCACUAAAAAUAUAAUAGAGUGGGAGCACGUCUAUAACCAACUCCCCUCUGAGCUUGAGAGUAACCCAAGCCUUGAAGCAAUGAAGAUGAUGGUUACUUUGAGUUACAACCACUUGCCAUCUCAUCUUAAGCCAUGUUUCUUAUACCUAAUCAUCUUUCCUGAGGAUUUCGAAAUCCAGAUGCGGCGUCUAGUAGAAAGAUGGAUUGCAGAGGGGUUGAUUAGAGGUGGGACUGGGGUGAACAUUGAGGAUGUGGCAAAAGGUUACUUUAAUGAGUUAAUCAACCGAAGUAUGCUUCAACCAUCAAGGGUGGACAUAGAAGGAGUUGUGAAGAGCUGUCGAGUCCAUGAUAUUGUGCGUGAUGUCAUGAUCUCAGUUUCCAGAGAUGAAAAUUUCGUGUAUGUGGAGGGAAAUAAUGUAACUGGCGCUACGGAGGAGACCUUCCGACAUGUAGCAUACCAUGGUAACAUGUGCCAAACGAUAGAUAUGGAUUGGAGCCACGUCCGGUCAGUAACUGUGUUUGGUGAGAGAUCAUUGCAGCCAUCACCUUCAGUUUGUUCACCUGACAUGAGAAUGCUCCGGGCCUUGGAUCUAGAGAAUGCACAGUUUCAAGUCACACAAAAGGAUAUCAGCAACAUAGGAUUGUUUCGCCACUUGAAGUAUCUGAAUUUUUCUCAUCCUCGAGAAUAUUCACAUAUUUAUAAACUUCCUAGAUCCAUAGGGAAAUUACAAGGCUUGCGCACUUUGAACAUUAGAGACAGUUAUAUCACAGAACUGCCAAUUGCAAUUUGUAAACUCAAGAGUCUACACAGCCUCCGUUAUACCAGAAAUAAUAUCUAUGAAUACUUUGAUUUGGAUGACCCCAAGAAUUGCAUGCUGGCCACAUCUUUUUUCCCCGUUCUGUUCAAACCUUUGGUUGAUCCUAGUGAGCGCGCCAAUGUAGUUGCAGAGGUACACAUGGCAUGGUCUAGCCGUUGGUCACAGUCAGAUGGUGUGAGGGUGCCAAAAGGAAUCGGCAAACUGAAAAAGCUGCAAGUACUAGAGGUUGUGGACAUCGGCCGAACUAGUUGCAAAGCAAUUAAAGAGCUAGGUGAGCUUGUGCAGCUGAGAAAACUGUGCGUGGAAACAGAAGGGGCCACCAAGCAAAAAUGCAAGCUACUCUGUGAUGCCAUUCAGAAGCUCACUUGCCUCCGCUCCUUUAGAGUGGAUGGUUCACUCGAAUGGCUGCAUGAUGUUUCAUCUCCUCCUCCCCUGUUGAGGAGUCUGAAGUUGGGUGGAUCCCUUGGAGAGAUUCCUGGCUGGGUUAGCAAUCUGACGCAUUUGGUCAAGCUUUACUUAUACAGCAUGGUAAUAAAGGAAGAAGGUAAAAUCAUGGAAAUACUAGGGUCACUUCCCAACCUGAUGCACCUUCGUCUUGGAGGCUGCCCUUAUAAUAGGGAGAAGUUGGCGUUCAAAACGGGAGCAUUCCCAAGUCUGAAGAAGCUUCCCAAGUCUGAAGAAGCUUGAUAUUUGGACAAUGCGGCAAGUGAGGGAGUUGAUAUUCGAGGAGGGCACCUCGCCCCAGCUGGGAAAGAUAGAAAUCGUUGACUGCCGAAUGGAAUCAGGGAUUAAUGGUA